Adineta steineri is the source of this 3009-nucleotide messenger RNA. The record is from the annotation of a GenBank genome assembly. Lineage: Eukaryota; Metazoa; Rotifera; Eurotatoria; Adinetida; Adinetidae.
AUGGAUGAUGAAUGUGGAUUUCGAGCUGAAUAUGCUAAAUCUGAUCGAUCAACAUGUAAAGGAUGUCGUUCAACUAUCAAUAAAGAUUCAUUACGUCUUGCUAUUAUGGUUCAAUCACCAAAUUUCGAUGGAAAAAUUCCAACUUGGUAUCAUAUGACUUGUUUUUUUAAAAAAGUUAAACCAGCUGAUGCACAAAUAAUAAAAGGUUAUGAAGAUCUUCGUUGGGAUGAUCAAGAAAAACUUCGUCAAAAAGUCGAAGGAAAAUCAACUAAAGAUUCAAAUAAUAAAUCAGAUGAAAAUGAAGUUAGUUCAAAUAAUUAUAGUGCAGAAUAUGCACGAUCAAGUCGCAGUACAUGUAAUGGUUGUAAUACGAAAAUUGAAAAAGAUCUUGUUCGUUUAUCAAUAAAAGUUUUAUUAAGUCAUACUUCAAUACCAACUGAUCAAUGGUAUCAUAUUGAUUGUUUUAAAGAACAUAAAGAUGAACUCAAUUUCAAUGGAAAUGCUGAAACAUUUGAUGGUUUUAAUAAUCUUAAUAAAGAAGAUCAAACUGAAUUGAAAAAAAAAUUUGGUUCAACAACUGUUAAUCGAAAACGUAAAGGUGAUAAAACAUUAAGUUCAACAGGUGAUAAUGAUGAAGCACCAAAAGCUAAACAAACUAAAACAGAAGAUAAAAAUGAUUCAACAACUGAACAAGAUGAAAUUCGUCAAAAAAAAGAACAAAGUGAAUUACUUUGGAAAUAUAAAGAUGCGUUAAAAAAAGAAGUACCAAAUGAUGUUUUAAAAGAAUUACUUGAACAUAAUCAACAAAAAAUUGUUACUGGUGAAUCACAUUUAAUUGAUACAGUUGCAGAUUGUAUGGCAUUUGGUUCAUUAGAACAUUGUCCAGAAUGUGGAGGAUUUCUUAUUUUUAAUUAUACAUGUUAUCGUUGUACAGGUGAUGUAACAGAAUGGACAAAAUGUUCUUAUACAACAACAACACCAACAAGAAAAUUAUUUGAUAUACCAAAUGAUAUUAAAACAGAAUAUGAUGCUUUUAAAUCAUAUAAAUAUAAAAAACGUGAUCGAAUUUUAGCAAAAGUUAUUGAAAAUCACGUUUCAAUUGCAAAAACACCUGAGGUUUCAAGAGUUAUUCAUGAACCAAUAUAUGAUUCAAACUUACCACUUUCUGGUUAUGUUGUGUCAUCAGCUGGUCGUUUAUCAAGUUCUGUUGCAAAUAUACAAAAAGAAGUUGAACGUUUAGGUGGAACAUUUUCAUCAAAAAUAGAUGAUACUGUUGGAAUUGUUAUUAGUUCUCAAGAUGAAAUUAAAAAAAUGAGUAAAAAACUUCAAGAUGCUCAAACAUCCAAUAUACAUAUUGUUUCGGAAGAAUUUUUAAAAGAAAUAAUUAAUGAUCGUCCAUCAAUAAUAAUGGAAAAAUGUAAAAUUUCAACAUGGGGUAUUUUACCACAUAUUCGACAACAAACAAAAGCAGAUGAAGAAGCUAAACUUAAAUCAGGACGACAAUCAUUGACAACAGCAUCAACUAAAUCUGAUUCUCGAUCAAAAAAAUCUGUACCAGAUAAAAUGAAAUUAAAAUUAAAAGAUGGUGCUGCUGUUGAUCCAGAAUCAGGAUUAGAAGAUAUUUGUCAUGUUCUUAGAGAUGCAGAAUCUAAUGAAAUAUUUGCUUGUGUUCUUGGUCUUGUUGAUAUAACACGAGGAACAAAUUCAUAUUAUAAAUUACAAUUACUCGAAUCAGAUAAUGGUCGGCCAUGUCGAAAAACAGAUGCUAUAAAAGCAUUUCAUGAAUUAUUUCUUGAAAAAACAGGUAAUGAAUGGGGUGAACGAAAAAAUUUUCAAAAAUUACCAAAUAAACAUUAUCCACUUGAAAUCGAUUAUGGACAACAUGGUGAUAAUGAUAAAAUGCAAAAAUUACUUGAAAAUGCUAAUUUAAAUAUAAAAUCUAAAUUACCAAAUCAAGUUCAAGAUCUUGUUAAAAUGAUUUUUAAUGUUGAAACUAUGAAACAAGCUUUAUUAUCAUUUGAAAUUGAUUUAACUAAAAUGCCAUUAGGAAAAUUAUCUAAAAAUCAAUUAGAUAAAGCUUAUAAAGUUUUAUCUGAAUUACAAACAAUAAUUACAAAUGGAGUUACAACAUCAAAAACAGCUAUUGUUGAUGCUAGUAAUCGAUUUUAUACUUUGAUUCCACAUGACUUUGGUUUGGCUAAACCACCAUUACUUGAUAAUGUUGACUUAAUAAAAACCAAGACUGAAAUGAUUGAUAAUUUACUUGAAAUUGAAAUAGCUUAUUCAAUGUUAGAUGAAUCAAAUAAUACUAUCGAAGAUAGUGAACAUCCAAUAGAUGCUCAUUAUAAAAAAUUAAAAUGUGGUCUUAUACCAGUUGAACAUAAUACAGAAGAAUUUAAACUUAUUGAACAAUAUAUGAUUAAAACUCAUGCGAAAACUCAUGAUCAAUUUACAUUAAAAUUAUGUGAAUUAUUUAAAACAACACGUGAAGGUGAAUAUGAUCGUUUUAAAAAUUUUCAAACACUUGAUAAUCAUCAAUUAUUAUGGCAUGGAUCAAGAACAACUAAUUUUGCUGGUAUUCUUAGUCAAGGUUUACGUAUUGCACCACCUGAAGCACCUGUUACUGGUUAUAUGUUUGGUAAAGGUGUUUAUUUUGCUGAUAUGGUUUCAAAAAGUGCAAAUUAUUGUUUUACAACAAAACAAUCACCCCAAGGUUUAAUGCUUUUAUGUGAAGUUGCACUUGGAAAAAUGUUUGAAUGUCUUAAAGCAACAAAUAUGUCAGCAUCAACUUUACCACAUGGUACACAUUCGACAAAAGGUUGUGGAUCAACAAUGCCAGAUCCAAAAGAUUAUCAUUACACAAAUGAUGGUAUACUUAUUCCAAUGGGUAAUGGUGUUGCAUCAAAUGCUCGAAAUACUUCAUUAUUAUAUAACGAAUAUAUUGUCUAUAAUACUGAUCAAAUCAAUAUGAAAUAUCUUUUACGUGUUGACUUUCAAUAUAAAUAUUGA